AUGAUAAUGAAUGUGAAAAUGCUACUCAGCCUUGUGGAGAGCAUGCCAAUUGCACGAACACGGUGGGAAGUUAUUUCUGCAUGUGUAUGCCUGGUUUCAAAUCCAGCAACGGCCAACAAACGUUUCUACCUAAUGAUGGAACCUCCUGCGUGGAUGUAGAUGAGUGCAGCAAUGAAGGAACUGUUGCCUGUGGAGAUCAUGCAAAAUGUGAAAACGUGGAUGGAGGGUUUAACUGCUCCUGUAAGGAAGGUUAUCAACCAUCCACAGGAAAGUUGCAGUUUAAGCCAAAUGAUGGCACUUCCUGCCAAGAAAAUCCGAAGGCUAAGUGUGAGUUAUCCAAAGACUGUAUCACUGAACACAUUAAUAGAACUUUAGCUGGAAUUAGUCGUUUAAAAACACUCCUGGAGGUGCUGCAAGAUAUUAAUAAAAACACUUUGAGACCGCUUUCACCUGUAGAUGUGAUCGCCUACGUUGAAGCACUAUCUCAUUCAUCGCUGAACACCACGCAACACCCUGUCUCUGACAGCGAAGCCCUUCGUAAUACAACCAUCAACGUUUUGGUUAACACUGUGAACAAUUUUUUACAAAAAGACAAGAUUGCAGUCUGGGAAUCUCUUCCUGUGGGUGAGCAGAGACGGAGCCUGACGAAGCUGCUGCACACUGCCGAACAAGCGACGCUCCUCGUGUCGCAGAACUUCAAAAAGUCGACCCAGCUAGAUGCUAAUGCCAGUGACAUAGCACUCAAGGUUUUUGCCUUUGAUUCACACCGCAUGAAACACAUUCACCCUCACGUGUACACGGAGGGAGAUUACAUAAAGAUCUCUCCAAAGAAGAGAGAGGAAUCUCCUCCUAACGGCACCGUUGCAGUUGUCUUUCUGCGGUACAGCAAUAUUGGUUCUUUGCUUUCCUCGCCUCGAAACCGCUCCUCGACGGAUGCUGCAGAGCAGAGACAGACCGUAAGCUCAUCGGUCAUAGCUGUUGCAAUUAGCUCAAACCCACCUGCGCUCUAUGAGCUCGAGAAAAUAACAUUUACCUUAAAGUAUGCCAAGACGGCGGAUAAAGAUAUUAAAUGUGCAUUUUGGAACUACUCAGCAGACACAAUGAAUGGCCACUGGGCUACACAAGGCUGUGAGCUGACCCAUUCCAACUCCACUCAUAUCUCAUGCAAAUGUAAUCAUCUGACUCAUUUCGCUGUUUUGAUGUCCUCGGGUGGCUCUGUUGGUGUUACAAAUUAUAACAUUCUUACAAGAAUCACUCAGCUAGGAAUAAUUAUUUCGCUGAUUUGCCUCUCCAUGUGCAUUUUUACAUUCUGGUUCUUCAGUGAGAUUCAAAGCACUAGAACAACAAUUCACAAAAACCUCUGCUGCAGCCUUUUCCUGGCGGAACUGAUUUUCCUGAUUGGAAUUAACAUGAACAAUAAUAAGCUCCUCUGUUCAAUUACUGCCGGGUUACUCCAUUAUUUCCUCCUGGCCGCUUUCGCGUGGAUGUGCAUCGAAGGUAUUCACCUCUACCUUAUAGUGGUGGGAGUCAUCUACAACAAGGGUUUCUUGCACAAGAACUUCUAUGUCUUCGGCUACGUCAGCCCAGCCGUGGUGGUUGGAAUCUCCGCCGCGCUGGGGUACAAGUACUACGGCACCACCGAAGUAUGUUGGCUCAGCACAAAGAAUAACUUUAUAUGGAGUUUUAUAGGACCGGCAUGUCUAAUAAUUCUUGUAAGUAUAAUUUUCAUUUUUUAUUGUAGUACAUAA
Leptosomus discolor (cuckoo roller) is the source of this 1748-nucleotide messenger RNA. NCBI's taxonomy places the organism in Eukaryota, Metazoa, Chordata, Aves, Leptosomiformes, Leptosomidae. The record is from RefSeq and is a predicted model, not a curated record.